This is a messenger RNA of Coturnix japonica (Japanese quail), 1781 nucleotides long. Lineage: Eukaryota; Metazoa; Chordata; Aves; Galliformes; Phasianidae. The record is from RefSeq and is a predicted model, not a curated record.
ACCCCAUAGCUCCUAAUGCCCCCCAUUGCCCCCCACUAUUGCUGCCCCUACUCAGCCCUGCCCUCUCGAGGGAGCGUGGCCACAAUUGACCACGCCCCCUCAUCUCAAGCCCCGCCCCUUGCGCGGCGGAAGUCUCGCGAGAAGAUGUGCGGGGGCUGCGUGAGCACCGAGUACCCCGAGCGGGGCACUACCUGCUUGGAAGGAGGCUCCUUCUUGCUUAACUUCGUGGGCUGUGCGCGAUGCGGCCGCCGGGACUUCGUGCUGCUGGGCAACCGCGCCUCAGGCCUGCACGGGGAUGAGGAGAUCAUCACCUAUGACCACCUGUGUAAGAACUGCCACCACCUGAUUGCACGGCACGAAUACACCUUCAGCGUGGUGGAUGACUACCAGAGCAAAGUGGAGGACAUCGUGCAGGAGGUGUUCGACGCCUACAAGACGAACCACCACGCAGUGCAGUUUGUCCUGCAGCGGGAGAAGCACUUCCACUACCUGAAGAGAGGCCUCAGGCAGCUGGGAGAAGCCUACGAGUGUCUGGAUGCCAGCCGCCCUUGGCUCUGCUAUUGGAUCCUACACAGCCUGGAGCUGCUGGAGGAGCCCAUUCCCCAGUCGGUUGCCUCUGAUGUCUGCCAGUUCCUGAGUUGCUGCCAGAGUCCCCAGGGUGGCUUUGGGGGGGGGCCGGGCCAGCACCCCCAUCUGGCCCCCACUUACGCUGCUGUCAACGCGCUCUGCAUCAUCGGUACAGAAGAAGCAUAUAACGUCAUUAAUAGGCAGAAGCUGCUGGAGUAUCUACACACAUUGAAGCAGCCCGAUGGCUCCUUCCUGAUGCACGUGGGUGGCGAGGUGGAUGUCAGGAGCGCCUACUGUGCUGCUGCCGUGGCAUCGCUGACCAACGUCCUCACACCAGCUCUAUUCACAGGGACGGCCGAAUGGAUCGCAAGGUGCCAGAACUGGGAGGGGGGUAUCGGUGGGGUGCCGGGCAUGGAGGCUCAUGGUGGAUACACCUUCUGCGGGCUGGCAGCGCUGGUUAUACUGAAGAAGGAGCAUCUGUUGAACCUACGCAGCUUGCUGCACUGGGUGACCGGGCGGCAGAUGCACUUUGAAGGUGGCUUCCAGGGUCGUUGCAACAAGCUGGUGGAUGGCUGCUAUUCCUUCUGGCAGGCAGGGCUGCUGCCACUGCUGCAUAGAGCCCUUCAUACACAGGGUGACUUGGCUCUCAGCAUGUCACACUGGAUGUUCGACCAGUCUGCGCUGCAGGAGUAUAUCCUGCUCUGCUGCCAGUGCCCAGCUGGGGGGCUGCUGGACAAGCCAGGAAAGUCACGGGACUUCUAUCACACCUGCUACUGCCUGAGCGGGUUGGCCAUCGCCCAGCACUUUGGUAGCGGAGAUCUGCACCAUGAGCUGGUCCUGGGCAUCCCUGAAAACCGCCUGCGGCCCACACAUCCCGUCUACAACAUCGUGCCGGAGAAAGUGGUGAAGGCGGUGAUGCAUUUCUUGCAGCAGCCCGUGCCCAGCCUGGAGGCUGCAGGGUAGGGGGGCAGAGCGAGGCCCUCAGGGUGCUAGCCAUACCAAAAAGGAGCCGGGGGGGCCAUAAAACAGAGCUGCCACCUGCCCUCAGGGUGAGUAAGGAGCAAGGGAAGGUUCCCAGCCCUGCUCCCCCCUCCCCAACCCCAAGAAAACACGGUUACCAUGGGGAAGGAUAAAAUAAGUUUUGGGUUUCUUUUUUUUUCCUUUUUAUUAUUUAUAAGUCUUAUAGUAAAGGGAAGCCUUAACUUGCAAGACAA